This is a messenger RNA of Sarcophilus harrisii (Tasmanian devil), 4171 nucleotides long. RefSeq names its product desmocollin 1 (gene DSC1). Gene Ontology annotation, biological process: homophilic cell-cell adhesion. The record is from RefSeq and is a predicted model, not a curated record. NCBI's taxonomy places the organism in Eukaryota, Metazoa, Chordata, Mammalia, Dasyuromorphia, Dasyuridae. The coding region runs from base 411 to 3101 and encodes 896 amino acids. Gene Ontology annotation, molecular function: calcium ion binding. Gene Ontology annotation, cellular component: desmosome; plasma membrane. The transcript has 16 exons.
ACUUCAUACCAUCAAUCUGGAGGGGUAAGGAGGAGGAGAGAGAGCUGAAGACCAAGGGAGUUCCCUUCUGUUUCUUGUCUAUGUAGCAAGUAGCAGAAGUUUUGAAAGGUGCUGCAAGGAGGAGCCAUUAGCUGGUUUUUGGGGUGAUUUGGUACCCCACCCUCUACAUUUGAGGGAAAAUCCCUUGGCAAUUAGGGGUAGACAGAUUUGGGAGGGGAAAGAAAGAGAAGAAGAGAAAAGAAAAGUCAUCCUCCUACUCCUCCUCCUUCUGUCCUUCCUCACUUCUCUCCUGACUCUCAGCUGUUGCAGAGGAGGCAACAUAUUCCUCCAGCCAGGGCCCUGCAGCGGGGGUACCUGCUUGCCCUGAUUCAUCUUACUGCUGCCUUCUCUGACUAUUGGGAGCGCUUCUGAUGGCACCAACUCCUGGCAGCACCCUGAGGAGCAUCCUCUUCAGGCAUCUCUUCUCUCUUCUGGUCCUGUGUUUCUUUUGUGAUGCUUGUAAGAAAAUUGCUCUUAAAGUCCCCUCUCAUCUUCCGGCUGACACACUUGUAGGCAGAGUUAAUCUAGAGGAGUGUCUCAAAUCGGCUGACCUCAUCCAUUCCAGCGAUCCUGAUUUCAGAAUUCUGGAAGAUGGUUCAGUGUAUACAACAAAGAACAUUGGGUUAUCAUCUGAGAGAAGGACCUUUGCUAUAUUGCUCUCAGAUUCUCAGAAAAAAGAUAAAAAAAAUAUAGAGAUUGCAUUGUUAGCACCAGAAAAGAAGAAACCUAUGAAAAGACAUGCAAAAGACAAAGCUCUUAAGAGAACCAAAAGAAGAUGGGCUCCAAUUCCAUGUUCAAUAAUGGAAAACUCAUUAGGUCCAUUUCCACAACAAAUUCAACAGAUCCAAUCUGAUUCUGCACAAAACUACACCAUCUACUAUUCUAUAAGUGGACCUGGCGUAGACAAGGAGCCCUUCAAUUUGUUCUACAUUGAUAGAGACACAGGGGAUAUCUUUUGUACACGUGCUGUAGACCGUGAAACAUAUGACAGUUUUCAGAUAACUGGUUAUGCAACAACACCAGAUGGUUACUCAACAGAUAUGCCACUCCCACUUAUGAUCAAAGUUGAAGAUGACAAUGAUAAUGCCCCCUAUUUUGAACAUAUGAUUAUCUUUUCUGUGCUUGAAAAUUGCAGAGUGGGUACUUCGGUGGGACAAGUAGUGGCCAAAGACAGGGAUGAGCCUGAUACACUACAUACUCGUUUGAAAUAUACCAUUUUAAAGCAGAUUCCAGAAAACCCAAAGCAUUUUGCAAUCCAUCCAGAUACGGGGGUGAUCACUACCAUAUUCCCACCUGACAGAGAAAUAUGUCCUAAAUAUAUACUGCAUGUUGAAGCACGAGAUAUGGCUGGCCAGAGUUUUGGUUUAUCAAGUACAACAACACUGACUAUUGACAUUAAAGAUGAAAAUGACAAUGCUCCAACUUUCAAAAAAACUUCUUAUGUGACAGAGGUGGAAGAAAACAGAAUCAAUGUAGAAAUUCUGCGCAUGGACAUAGAGGACAAGGAUUUGCCUAACACUCCUCAUUCAAGAGCUAAAUACAUUAUCCUAAAAGGAAAUGAAAAGGAACAAUUCCAAAUCACUACUGAUCCUAAUACAAAUGCAGGCAUCUUGUGUGUUGUCAAGCCACUGGAUUAUGAAAUCAGUCGCCAAGUAAUUUUACAAGUUGGUGUAGUAAAUGAAGCUGAGUUCUCUAAGGGAACAAACUCCAAAGGCAUUACGACUUGCACAACUUCUGUCAUUGUCAAUGUCAAAGAUAGUGAUGAGGGACCUGAAUGCCAGCCUCCUGUAACAGUUAUAGAAUCUAAAGAUGGUAUGGGGGUUGGGAAAGAAAUCCUUGGAUACAAAGCACAUGACCCAGACACCUACAGUGGUGAAGGCUUAAGGUAUCAGAAGCUAAAAGAUGAAGCUAAUUGGUUUCAAAUUAAUGAAAAAACAGGGAAUAUGAAAACCACUAAAAUCCUGGACAGAGAGUCACCAUUUGUAAAAAAUGACCAAUACAAUGUCACAGUGCUUGCAAUAGAUAGUGUUGGCAGGUCAUGCACUGGUACAUUGGUAGUACUUCUGGAAGAUGAAAAUGAUAAUUCACCAAUAAUUAAGAAAAAUGUGACAAUUUGUCGUCAUGGGGAUGAAGGUGGUGUGAUAGAAGCUGUGGAUCAUGAUGGACCUAGAAAUGGUCCACCUUUUGAAUUUAUAUUGGACAAUCAGUCUAAUAAACUUUGGACAAUACGAAAAAAGUCUGAUACAUCUGCAAUAAUUCAUCCAAAGGAUGGCCUUAAGAGUGAUUUUUAUUCAGUGCCUAUUAGAGUAGAAGAUCGGCAUGGCCUUGGUAAAGUAUCUCACUUACAAGUCAGAUUGUGUGAUUGUACUUUACCAAGUGAUUGCAAGUUACCUGCUGGUCGGGUGAGAGAUGUAGAACCUUCAAAUAUACGUCUUGGAAAAUGGGCUAUCCUUGCAAUGGUGCUGGGUUCUGCACUGCUACUAUGUGUCCUGUUUGCAUGUUUCUGUGUUACCACUAAGAAGACAGUACAAAAAUGCUUUCCAGAAGAUAUAGCUCAACAGAAUUUAAUUGUAUCAAAUACAGAAGCACCAGGAGAAGAAGUGAUGGAAGCAAAUAUUAGACUUCCCACACAAACUACAAAUAUUUCUGAGCCGAUUAUCUCCACUGGGACACUUGGUGGACAGGCAACCAAAACCGGUGGGCAACAAAGUUUUGAAAUGGUCAAAGGUUACACAUUGGAAUCAACCAAAAGUGGAGGACAUCAGACAUUGGAAUCAUACAAAGGAUCAGGACAGGGACUGGUGGAUACUGGAAGAUAUGCAUAUACUGACUGGCACAGUUUUACCCAACCUCGCCUUGGUGAAAAGGUGUAUCACUGUGGACAAGAUGAAGAGCAUAAGUAUUCUAAAGACUAUGUCCUUUCAUAUAACUAUGAAGGAAAAGGAUCUGUAGCUGGCUCUGUAGGCUGUUGCAGUGAUCGGCAGGAUGAAGAGGGACUUGAGUUUUUAGACCAUCUGGAACCCAAAUUUAGGACAUUAGCAAAGACAUGCAUAAAGAAAUAAAGUGGGAGGAAGUGGGGAAUUGUGUAAAGAACAUACAAUUUGGAAUCAGAUGACUGGGUUUAAAACUUGAUUGUUACUAGCCCAUGCUACCUUUAGUAAGUCAAUGAAAUCAAAUGUUUGUAAAGUAUUUUGCAAAUACUAAUGCAAUAUAAGUGUGUGAGUUAAUAGUAGUAUUAUUAAGCCAUACUUUUUCUUCAUUCAUCUGCAAAAUGAAGAGUUUAGAGUUGAUCCUUCCCAACUCUAAAUCAUAUAAUCCUAGUGACAACUAUUAAUGACUCUUUUAGAGUUUUGUUUUGUUUUGUUUUUUACAGGGAUUGUAAAUCAAUUUUUUUGUCAGAAUCUCUGUAUCUUUCUGUGACUCUUUCUUCUCCUUCUCUCUCUUUUUCUCUCUUUACAGAAAGGUAAACUUCAUCAAGGUUUGAUUCAGUAUUUUAAUUUUAAAAGGUUAUCAGUUAUUUCCUUUGUUCAUUUUAUGCAACAAUUUGUCUUCUUUUCCUAUGCUUUAAUACAGAACAAGCAAGUGAUGAUCUACUUGGAAUUUUUUAUGCAAUCUUGUACAUUAUGUAUCUUUUCUGUGAAUAGAGAUACCUGGAAAAUAAGUAUAUUGUCAAGGAUAAUGAAAUGAAAGAUUUUAAGCUUGUUUGGUUAUAAAUAAGACCUCUUGCUCUGAUUUAGUUACUAUAUAAAUGUAAGAAUUUUAAUAUUCAAGAAGAGAAGAGGUUGAGGAAAAAGAGGGUAAUAUUGGAGCUGAUCUGGCAGGAAGCCUGUAUUCAAGCCUCACCUCUGAUACAUACUGGGUGUGUGAUCUUUACCCUCACAGUCCCCCCAGCAAUUGUCUAAGACUGUAUAUUUUAGAAAAGGCGAAUAUAGCUGCAAAGUUGGAAGGAGUUUUCUCUCCAAAGAGUUCUUUAUAUCAAUGAAAUCACAGGUCCAAUUUCUGGUGUAAAAUCUGUCAGUAUUCCUUGGUGGAUUCUUUGGAAUUACAAUUAAAAAUCAGCUUCAAGCACCUUACUCCAGAGAGCAGAGUUUGCAUAAAAUAAGUGUAGUUCUCACAUAUGUAAAUAUAUUUA